AUGGCAACCAUUUCGUCUAUUCCUACAUUGGAUCUCAAUGACGGUACCUCGGUCCCUAUCGUUGGAUAUGGCACUGGCACCGCGUGGUUCAAGAGGUCUGGGGACAGCAGUAUCAAUCAGGAAUUGGUUGACUCAAUCAAGACGGCAACGAAACUAGGAUACUUCCACCUCGAUGGAGCUGAAAUCUACCAGACUGAGGAGGAACUGGGACAGGCAAUCAAAGAGAGCGGGGUAAAUCGAGAGAAACUUAUCGUGACAACCAAGGUUAUCACCAAUAUCGCCGAUAUUCCUCAGGCCAUUGAUACCAGUCUUAAGAAGCUCCAGCUUGACUAUGUGGACCUGUACUUGAUCCAUGCUCCAUACUUUGCAAAGUCGGAGGAAGAGCUUCAAUCAGCCUGGGCUGCCAUGGAGCGAGUAAAGGCAUCUGGGAAAGCCCGAUCCAUCGGCGUGUCCAAUUUCCUACAAAGUGAUUUGGAGACCAUUCUCAAAACUGCCAAAGUGGUGCCAUCUGUGAAUCAGAUUGAGUUCCACCCUUACCUUCAACAUGGCAAUCUUGUUCCUUACCAAGAGAGUAAAGGUAUCAAGACUGUUAGUUAUGGGGGCCUCACCCCUGCCACCCGGGCUCAGGGUGGGCCAUUGGACCCUCUACUCUCUUCCUUGGCCACCAAGUAUGGUGUCAAUCAGUCCGAGAUCCUGUUACGUUGGAUCAUUGACCGUGGCUGUGUGGCUAUCACCACGAGUGGCAAAGAAUCCCGACUGAACAGCUAUUUACGGGCAUUCACAUUCAAACUGACACCUCAAGAAGUUGAUGAAUUGUCAUCCCUAGGGGAUACAUACCAUUACCGUGCAUUCUGGCGAGAGAAGUUUGCAGAGGAUGAUCGUUCCUGA
Penicillium concentricum is the source of this 888-nucleotide messenger RNA. RefSeq names its product aldo/keto reductase. The transcript is spliced from 3 exons. Lineage: Eukaryota; Fungi; Ascomycota; Eurotiomycetes; Eurotiales; Aspergillaceae. The record is from RefSeq and is a predicted model, not a curated record. Gene Ontology annotation, molecular function: oxidoreductase activity, acting on NAD(P)H as acceptor. The coding region runs from base 1 to 888 and encodes 295 amino acids.